Lodderomyces beijingensis is the source of this 1347-nucleotide messenger RNA. Lineage: Eukaryota; Fungi; Ascomycota; Pichiomycetes; Serinales; Debaryomycetaceae. The record is from the annotation of a GenBank genome assembly.
AUGGAUGAAACUUACGAUGUCAUUGUUCUCGGCACAGGCUUGACCGAGUGUGUCCUUUCCGGGAUCUUGUCGGUGGAAGGGAAAAAAGUCUUGCAUAUCGAUAGACAGGACUUUUACGGCGGAGAAUCGGCUUCGUUGAACUUGACUCAAUUGUAUGGGAAAUUCAAGCCCUCUGCUCAUAAGCCAGAGUUGAAAGGCAGAGAUAGAGACUGGUGUGUUGAUUUGAUCCCCAAAUUCUUGAUGGCCAACGGUGAGUUGACCAACAUUUUGGUCCACACAGAUGUUACACGUUAUAUUGAGUUUAAACAGAUUGCAGCAAGCUAUGUUUAUAGAAGCGGUAGGAUUGCCAAGGUUCCAUCAAAUGCAAGCGAGGCGUUGGCUUCUUCGUUGAUGGGUAUAUUUGAAAAGAGGAGAAUGAAAAAGUUUUUGGAAUACAUCCAGAACUACGAUGAAGAAGAUGCCUCCACGCACAAAGGGUUCGAUCUCGAUAAGAACACGAUGGAUGAAAUCUACACCUAUUUUGGAUUGGAGAAUGGAACCAAGGACUUUAUCGGCCAUGCCAUGGCCUUGUGGUCCACCGACGACUAUUUGAAUGAGCCAGCGAGACCAUCGUACGAAAGAAUCUUGCUAUACGCUCAAUCCGUGGCCAAACACGGCAAGUCUCCAUACAUUUACCCACUUUAUGGAUUAGGCGAGUUGCCCCAGGGCUUUGCUAGACUAUCGGCUAUAUAUGGCGGUACUUAUAUGUUGGACACUCCAAUUGAAGAAGUCUUGUAUGAAGGUGAAGGUCCAGAUAAAAAAUUUGCUGGUGUUGUGACUAAAGAAGGUACAGCCAAGGCACCAAUCGUCGUGGCCGAUCCAACUUAUUUUCCUGAACUAGUCAAGAGAACCGGCGCCAAAGUCAUUAGAGCAAUCUGCGUGUUGGACCACCCGGUGCCAGGCGUCGACUUGGAUUCUUUACAAAUCAUUAUCCCGCAAAAUCAAGUUGGUAGAAAGCAUGACAUUUACAUUGCCGUCUUGUCUGACGUCCAUUGUGUUGUUCCCAAGGGCUACUAUCUUGCAAUAGUCUCCACUAUUAUCGAGACAGACGCACCUCACGUUGAGUUGGAACCAGCAUUCAAAUUGCUUGGUUCAAGAAUCGAUACACUUAUGGGCAUAGCUGAACUUUAUGAACCAAUUAAUGAUGGUACAAAGAAUGGAAUCUACCUUUCAAAGAGUUAUGAUGCUUCUUCUCAUUUUGAGUCCACCACGGACGAUGUUAAGGAUAUCUACUUUAGAAUCACGGGCAAGCCCUUGGCAUUGAAAAAGAGAGCAACUGAAGAAGAAGAGACUAAUGUUAUUCCAUGA